Molecule: messenger RNA, 863 nt
Organism: Gastrolobium bilobum
Lineage: Eukaryota; Viridiplantae; Streptophyta; Magnoliopsida; Fabales; Fabaceae
Product: transcription factor MYB4-like
Exons: 3
Coding region: 123-863 (246 amino acids)
Source: RefSeq, a predicted model, not a curated record
UCUCUGUCUCCCCCAGUCACUCCCUAUAAUUUCUCUGUCGAUCAGUUUAAACACAAACGUACACACUCACGGAAUGACUCAAUAGAGAUACAAAGUCACAGAAAAACAAGCUAAUUGUAGAGAUGGUGAGAGCCCCUAAUUGUGACAAAAGUGGACUGAGGAAAGGCGCGUGGACACCUGAGGAAGACAGGAAGUUGAUUGCUUAUGUUACUAGGUAUGGCCACUGGAAUUGGAGGCAACUUCCCAAGUUCGCAGGUCUUGCAAGGUGUGGGAAGAGUUGCAGGUUGAGGUGGAUGAACUAUCUAAGGCCCCACAUCAAAAGAGGGGACUAUAGUCAAGAAGAAGAUGAAACUAUUAUCAGACUUCAUGAGAAGCUGGGCAAUAGAUGGUCCGUGAUUGCAUCUCAUUUGCCAGGGAGAACGGAUAACGAGAUAAAGAAUCACUGGCACACAACCCUGAAGAAGCGUUUUGAACCCAAGUCAACCAAAGUCUCUAACUCAAAGAAUCACUCCCCAAUGGAAGACAAGCAACUACAGAGAGAGUCAGAGAACAGUGGUGGUUCCGAUACCUGUCCAUAUUCUCCAAAGCCAUCGUCUAGCGAAUUCUCCUGCAUAACAGGAGAUACUGUAGCUGACAAAAAUCACGAAAAUCUUAUUCUAGAAGAUGACCUUUCUUUUCUGGAUGCAUAUAUAGAGCCCGUGAGUGCAAAUUUCUGGACAGAGCCGUAUAUGACUGACAUUUCCUAUGUCCCUCCUACCGAAGCAGCUGCGCCCUUGGGUUGUGAACUUGAAUACUUUAGUUCUAUGUGCGAUGUAGAAUUUUGGAGCCAGAAUAGUUUGUAUCACGAGGGCUUAUUCUAUUGA